UUCGUUCAGAGUUUCUAAUCUGACUCUGUUCUGAAAUCAAUCUUUGAAUACUCAUUCAUCAUCACUCAGCAUUUCUAAUCUGGGUUUUCGAAUUCGAUUCGUUUUAAGAAUAUUCAUAUUUAUUUUAAAGUUUUUAAUAUGUUUUCCCCCCCCUAAGUCACGGCAUUGGAAAAAAGGAAAAACACAGCUGUGUUCCUUGCUUCAUGCCCGAGAUUAAGCACUAAUUAUUUAUUUCUUUUUUCAUUUUCGAAUCAAUGCACUACUAUAAAAUUACCUACUACUUUUUUGAACAGUAUCUGAAUUUAAACAUCAUCCAACCAAACUUCAAAACUCUCCUCUAUUAAAAUCCCAUUCUCUACUUUUUCUUAUUCCCAACCACGUGAUUUUUGAUUCGAUUAUUAUUAUUGUUGUGAGAUUGCAUUAUCUCUGGAGACGAGGAGGCGUUAGCUGUAAUACAUUGUUUACUUGCUUUGCCUAUUAAAAGCCGUCACAUAAAGUAAAAAGCAAAAUCACAUAAUAUAGACACCACAUUUUUGCGUCUGUUGGGAACAGAUCUUGAUCUUGAUUACAGAUUCAAGUCAUCCAAGAUCGUCUCCUAGGGUGAUGUGGAGUGGUUGAGGUUUUGUUUCUUCAGCUUUGUGUCUGAUCCAAAGUGAGAAGCUUUGGUUUGUUUUGGAGUCUUGUCUUAAUCUGGUUGAGAUUAUGGGAAUGAGUCUCGAAUUCGAUGUUGAUCUCGAGAAAGGGAUGGUUGAUUGCGACAAUGUUUAUACAAAAUCACCGGAGAAGCCCAUGUCUCCGGAUAACAAACCGGUUAAAACCGGAGAAGAAUCUGUCGUCGGUUCGUUAGAGAAUGAUGCAAGUCCGGUUCAAUGUGGGAUCAGUAAACCGGGAUGGGGGAGGAGUGAUCGCAAGGAGAAACGCAAGAAAUCCGCGUCGAAGCCCCCGCGACCGCCGCGUGGACCGUCUCUUGACGCAGCGGAUCAGAAACUUAUCAGAGAGAUCGCUGAAUUGGCGAUGCUGAAACGCGCUAGGAUCGAACGCAUGAGAGCGUUGAAGAAAUCGAGAGCGGCCAAAGCUGCGUCUGCGGCUUCUUCUCUCGGCAAUGUAUUGGCCACUCUUUUCACCGCUAUUUUCUUCUUCGUACUCGUUUUCCAAGGAUUGUCACCGAGAGCAGCCGGGAAACCUCACUUAGUAGACGCCGGAAAAGCCAACGGUGGGUUUGUUUCGGUUCAAUAUGCGGGAAAUCCAUCGGCGAGUGAACCGGAUGGAGGUUAUACCGGACCGGCUUUAGCACACAGAUAUCCUCGCAGUUUACUAAAACCGGUUUCCGGUUUGGAGAAUGAAAAGAAGAGUUCACAGUGAACCGCAACAAAAAAGGUUUUAGGAUUGGAAAGUCCCAUUUACUGGUUUGAUCAAACCAUUUAUCGGUUUAGAUUGUCGGUGAACCAUGUACUCAUAUAUCAUACCGAUAAUUUUUUGGGGGAAAAAAAUUGAAUCGGCUGCUUUCUCAGCGGCUGUGAAAUGAUUAAUUAUCCGAUGUGGGUAAAGAUUAGUUUUGUGUCGUUUUCUUGAAUAAACUGAGAGAGAAUCAUAAGGUUUACUGAUAAUAAUAAUAAAAAUCAGGUUAUGUUAUUCA
Molecule: messenger RNA, 1636 nt
Organism: Camelina sativa (false flax)
Lineage: Eukaryota; Viridiplantae; Streptophyta; Magnoliopsida; Brassicales; Brassicaceae
Source: RefSeq, a predicted model, not a curated record